UUUUAAUACGUGGGAAUAUAUUUGCUUCAAAUUUUGUUAUUACAUCAACAAUGGCGCUUUACCUUCCAACUUUCACCAUUGCAGCUGCUUCAAUCUUGAAUUAUUCAAUUCAACACAAACCCGAAACCUCUCUUAAGCUUCACUUGUCAAAACCCAUCUCAAGAAAUCACUUGUCAGUUCCUCACAGCUCAACACAGACUCAAAAACACGUGUAUCCUGAACCAAUCCCUGAAUUUGCUGUUGCUGAGACUAAGAAGUUCAGGGUGGAGCUCUUGAAGAAACUGUCCAAGGAAAAGGAGAUUCGUGGAGACGAACUUGAUGAUGUUAUUACUGUUUGUGCUGAGAUUUUUAAUGAAUUCUUGCACAAUGAAUAUGGAGGACCUGGGACACUACUUGUGGAGCCUUUUACUGAUAUGAUGGUAGCUCUCAAAGAAAGGAAACUUUCAGGAGCGGCAUCGGCUGCACGAGCAUCACUAUUAUGGGCUCAAAAUUACGUUGAUCAAGAUUGGGAGACUUGGAACUCAAAACACCUAAGAUAACGAAGUUAUCGUGUACGUGUGUUGGUAAAAAAUAACAGGUAUCUGGUGGAAUAGUCGAGGUCGUUUGCAAAAAAAAAAAAGCAAUGCGAGAAUUCCGGAGAA
This is a messenger RNA of Solanum pennellii, 641 nucleotides long. Its product is annotated as protein PLASTID REDOX INSENSITIVE 2, chloroplastic-like. Gene Ontology annotation, biological process: regulation of gene expression. Bases 51 to 539 code for a protein of 162 amino acids. The transcript has 3 exons. NCBI's taxonomy places the organism in Eukaryota, Viridiplantae, Streptophyta, Magnoliopsida, Solanales, Solanaceae. The record is from RefSeq and is a predicted model, not a curated record.